Molecule: messenger RNA, 1561 nt
Organism: Hibiscus syriacus
Lineage: Eukaryota; Viridiplantae; Streptophyta; Magnoliopsida; Malvales; Malvaceae
Product: O-fucosyltransferase 13-like
Exons: 6
Coding region: 327-1385 (352 amino acids)
Cellular component (GO): cytoplasm
Source: RefSeq, a predicted model, not a curated record
CGAAAUUUGCAUUUUUAAGAAAAUCAUUUAAAUCUGAUCUAAAAGUCAGAGUGAAAUUUACUUGCUAUUUUGCUGCAUGAAAUGAGGGUGAAGCCAUUGUUUAUAAUCGUCUCCACACUUUCCUUAUUCUUGGCCGUCGUUUGCUCUCUCCUUCGCGGCCGGUUGUUCCUUCAAAUUCUUCCAACAGUGCCAAAUCGGAGAUAUGGAAUAUCAAGAGAAUUGUGGAAUGGAGACCUUGCAAUUGGUGGCUUCAGUCCCACUUGACUCCUUUACCAUCCAAGAGUAAUGGGUAUAUCCGUGUUGAUUGCUAUGGUGGCCUCAAUCAGAUGAGAAGAGAUUUCUGCGAUGGUGUUGGUAUUGCACGUUUACUGAAUGCUACUUUGGUUCUGCCGAAGUUUGAAGUGGCUGCAUAUUGGAAUGAGUCAAGCGGCUUUGCAGAUGUAUUCGAUGUUGAUUACUUCAUAAAGAAGAUGAAUGGUUUUGUCAAAGUUGUUAAGGAAUUGCCACCUGAGAUAUCAUUAAAAGAACCCUAUCGAGUAGAUUGUAGUAAACGGAAAGGUCAAUUUGAUUACAUUGAAAGUGUUCUUCCGUCCCUGCUGAAAUAUCAUUACAUCUCAAUCACACCAGCAAUGAGCCAAAGAAGGGACCGGUACCCAAAGUAUGCAAAAGCUGCGCUUUGUCAAGCCUGUUACAGUGCAUUAAGGCUGACUGAAUCGUUGGAGAAGAAAGCCAACGAGCUUCUGGAAGCCAUACCGAAACCUUUCCUUUCCCUCCACCUUCGAUUUGAACCAGACAUGGUAUCUUAUAGCCAAUGUCAGUACUCAGGCCUUUCAUCUACCUCGAUGAAAGCCAUUCAAGCUGCACGCGGAGAUGAUAGAAAGCCAUGGACCGGAGAAGCAGCUCAGAUUUGGAGGAAUAGGGGAAAAUGUCCGCUCACACCGAAUGAGACUGCCUUUAUACUUCAAGCAUUAUCGAUACCCACAAGCACAAACAUCUAUCUUGCAGCUGGAGAUGGACUAAUGGAGAUUGAAGGCUUAACAUCUAUUUAUACCAAUGUAGUUGCCAAAUCUGCUAUUCUUAGCAGUGAGGAUUUCGGAACCAUGCAUGGGAACACAAAAGCUGCCUUAGAUUAUCAUCUGUCAAUAAACAGCGAUUCUUACAUGGCUACAUACUUUGGAAACAUGGAUAAGAUGGUGGCGGCGAUGCGAGCUUUCAAAGGACUGUACAAAACACUUUUCUUAAGUAGAAGAGCUUUUGCCAAUUUGACUUCUCAAGGGUUGGAAGGGAAGCCAUUGAUGGAAGCGUUAUGGAAGGUUCACAAAGAUGAUUUCAUCAUGGGACGAGGGUCUGCUUUAUCUGACUGCUUUUGUGAGUUCAAAUUAUAGUUUCAUUUUUUUCUCUUAGAUUUUUUUGACAAUUCAUUGUUAUUAUUGUAUCUUUAGGUAUUCUUUUUGUAUGAAAUCUUAUGGGAUAGCUUUUAAGAAGAGCAGAUACUCUAAUACAUCUACUUUUAACUUUGAUUUUGUGCAAUGAUACACAUGAAAUUUUAAUGUUGAUUUAA